Messenger RNA from Amphimedon queenslandica, 552 nucleotides. RefSeq lists its product as uncharacterized. The record is from RefSeq and is a predicted model, not a curated record. The transcript is spliced from 3 exons. The coding region runs from base 68 to 490 and encodes 140 amino acids. Lineage: Eukaryota; Metazoa; Porifera; Demospongiae; Haplosclerida; Niphatidae.
AUAAUUUUGCCGCCAAAAAUUCAGUUGUUAAGGCAUCAGCAUUAUUAAAAUUAUCUCAUUAAGAGAAAUGCAACAAUACAUGCACUCUUUGUUUAUAAAUCUAGUUUCUUAUUCUACCAUGACAAGUGCUAUGACAGCAACUAUGACUACUGUAAUGACUAGAUCCUCUACAUAUGCUGUGACAACUACUGUAUUAGUGACUAGCAGAGGAAAUGUUGGAUUGAUAGUUGGUGUCACUGUAGUAUAUAUACCUAUGAUACUACUGGCACUGGCUAUGGUUGUAGUUGUACUAGUAAUUGUUAUGUAUAUCAAAAGAGCUAAUCAAAAGAGAAAAUCAGAUAAUGAGAUUGUAAUGGAAUGCAGUCCAGCUUAUGCUACAACUGAAUUUAAAACAAAAUCAACUGUUGAGCCAGUGUAUGAUACAACUGAGUCAGGGCCUCCUACUUCUGUUCCACCACCUUCUACUGAAUAUGAAACACCAACUGUUUAAUAAUGUACUCAUAUUUUAUGUAGACUAGUUAGCGAUGUAAAUUAGGUAGACUAGAUAUAGUA